Molecule: messenger RNA, 447 nt
Organism: Hydatigera taeniaeformis
Lineage: Eukaryota; Metazoa; Platyhelminthes; Cestoda; Cyclophyllidea; Taeniidae
Source: the annotation of a GenBank genome assembly
GUCCAACACGGUGGUUUUAAGCAUCUACUGGGAUAUAGGUUAUGUCUUUAUGAGUUUGCCAACCUCCUAUCAGUUUAUUCUGUCUUAGUGUACAGGUUUAUUGGUGGUGACGUCUCCUUUAACCCCAACAUUGAUGCGAGGACGUUUGACACAAUAUGCUCGGAGCAGAAGGGAGGUCAAGUGUUUGAUGUGCGUGAGCCGGCGGAAUUAGAGACGGACGGACGGUUCCCAAAUGCCGUAAACAUUCCUCUUGGCGAAGUGGAUUCGGCCUUUGCCCUUAGUGAAGCCGACUUCAAAGCAAAAUACGGCGUACCAAAACCCAGAGUCACCGAUGACAAUAUCAUAUUCGUCUGCAAGGUUGGAAAGCGAAGUCUCACAGCCUGCAAAUCCAUUGAGAAAUAUGGAUAUAAAAAGUAUGGCUUUUUAUUUAUACAAGGAAGGAUUUAA